AUGUCAAGAAAACUCAUUUCAACAACUAUUUUUUCGCCGGAAGGGGUCUACUAUAAGAUCCAUGAAGUUAAUUUUUCCAUUAGAACUCUUGCCACGCUGUCAAAAGGUCACAAAGAUUUAUCAUUGGAUCAAAUAAACAACUCUGGUAAUUCAAAUAAAAAUAGCUCACUCGAUUCUGCCGUCAGUUUUUCAGAAACAACUGAGAAUCAAAAAUUAAAAAGACGUCGAACUCGAUUCACUGAUACACUGAAUAAAGGCCCCAGUUUUGAUGAUUUUCUUCGCGGUCGAAUCAACCAAGAUGAUUUAAUGAGCAUUGAUCCAGUAGCAGCUUCUCAACCAGCAGAACAUGUUAAACUUCCCUCUUGGCUCAAAACACAGAUUCCUAAAGGAUCAAAUUUCAGUAAACUUAAAGAUGAUGUUCGUGACCUUAAACUUCAUACAGUUUGUGAAGAGGCACGUUGCCCUAACAUUGGAGAAUGCUGGGGAGGAAAAGAUAAGUCUAAAGCAACUGCGACUAUUAUGUUGAUGGGUGAUACAUGCACUCGAGGAUGUCGUUUUUGUUCCGUUAAAACAAACCGUACACCCCCUCCUCUGGAUCCUCAGGAACCAGAAAACACGGCUGUUGCAAUUGCAAAAUGGGGGUUGGGUUAUGUGGUUUUGACAACGGUAGAUCGUGAUGACUUGAUUGAUGGUGGAGCUCAUCAUUUUGCUGAUACCGUUAAAAGAAUUAAAUCAAAGGCUCCUCACAUUUUGGUUGAAUGUCUAACUGGUGAUUUUCGUGGUGAUAAAAACAUGAUAUCUUUAAUGGCGAAUAGUGGGCUAGAUGUCUUUGCUCAUAACUUGGAAACUGUUGAGGAUUUAACGCCUUAUGUUCGUGAUAGACGCGCUACUUUUCAACAAUCUCUAGGUGUUCUUAAAUACGCCAAAGAGUCUAACCCUAAUGUAAUCACAAAAACUUCAAUAAUGCUUGGGUUUGGUGAAACUGACGAACAAAUUGAUGAUGCUUUGAAGAAAUUGAGAGAAAUUGCUAAUUGCGACAUAGUCACUUUUGGGCAGUAUAUGAGACCUACGAAGCGACAUUUAAAGGUUGUGGAAUACAUAUCUCCAGAUAAAUUUAAUUAUUGGAAGAAACGGGCCAUGGACAUGGGCUUUAUCUACUGUGCAAGUGGUCCAUUGGUAAGAUCAUCUUAUAAGGCAGGUGAAGUUUUUAUUGAAAACGUUUUGAAAAAAAGACAGCUAAAAGAAACUUUGAGAAAAACUACUGGAGAGAUUAACUCUUCUAAUAUUCUGUAA
Messenger RNA from Magnusiomyces paraingens, 1293 nucleotides. RefSeq lists its product as uncharacterized. The coding region runs from base 1 to 1293 and encodes 430 amino acids. The transcript has a single exon. Gene Ontology annotation, molecular function: lipoate synthase activity; 4 iron, 4 sulfur cluster binding. The record is from RefSeq and is a predicted model, not a curated record. Gene Ontology annotation, biological process: lipoate biosynthetic process. Lineage: Eukaryota; Fungi; Ascomycota; Dipodascomycetes; Dipodascales; Dipodascaceae. Gene Ontology annotation, cellular component: mitochondrion.